AUGUUUCUUUCAGCAUCGUCUACAUCAUUCAAUUUAACAAGUAUUGAGAAGAAAUUAGCGGCUAUCGAAUCAAUAUCAUCGUCUUCAUCUUCAUACACAGUAAAACCAACAAAUCGAUUAAUAAAAGUCAAUAAUGAAGCAGAAUUAGAUGCAUUUUUAAAAAGUGAACGAGCAAAUUUUAAUGAUGAACAAUUUGAAUAUUUAACACAACAGUCAUUGACUCAAGCUGAUACUGAUUAUUGGGAAGAAAUAUUUCUGAAUAGUUUAAAACGACGUCGCAAUUUGAUAAAUUGUUUAUUAGCUGAUGAUCUUCGACCACGUUCAAUAUCUUCAUAUGAUUCCACAUCAUUGACUAAACAAAGCCAAAUACUGAACGAUUCUAUCACAUCUUCGGCCGGUUAUGAUUUUAAAUCGGACUGGACAUCUCAACAGAAUCAAUCAUCAAUCUUUACUGAUUUAUCACUUGUUGAACAACAAUAUGCUCAGACACUUAUUAAAUAUAAUCAAACAAGAACAUCAUCCGGUACUGCUGACGGUGAUCAAUUAAUUGUAGCAUAUAAACAUGUUGCUAAAAUCUACGAAACACAAGUUGUAUGUGAUUUUUGGCAUGCAGCUGAGUGGAUGACAGGUGUUCUUGAUCAUGAUUAUCGAAAAAGUGACUUAUUUCAUUCACAACGUGCAAUUGUUCUUUGUGCACGUGAUUAUCUUGAGCGAAGUUUUCGUCAAGCAUUAAAAACAACUUAUAAUGAUAUGGACUUUUAUGGAUGUUUAUUAUCAUUCAUAACAUCCAAUGAAAAAAUAUCUAGUUUACAAUCUGUUGAUGAUCGUCUUGUCGAUGGUGUAUCAGCAUGGCCUUUAAUUUUUUAUGCAUUAAGAGCUGGCGAUACUAAUCUUGCUUUUAACAUAAUUCAUAAAGCAAAUUUACCACAUGUUCAAUCUCUGCUAGAAACCUAUUUAUCAAAAGAACAAUCAACAAUAACAAACAUAUCGACAACAUCAACUACCAAUAAAUCAUCGAAUAUUCGAAAUAUUGAAUUCAGUCUCGUUGGAAAUCCUUAUAAACGCGCAGUUAUUUGUAUAUUAGAUCGAACAAAUUUAGUCGAUGCACAUGAAGAUGUUUUACUGUGUAUUGAAGAUUUUCUUUGGAUAAAAUUAGCACAAAUUCAAACAAUAAAUGAAACAGCAUUUCAUGAUCGUACAAAUGUUCAAUUAACAAUUUCACGACUUCAACGUUGGAUAUUACGAGAUCUUGGUGAAGAUUAUUUUAAAGCUUACGAACAGCCGUUUCGUUAUGCCCGUGUUCUUCUUUUAUGUGGCGCAUUUGAAUCAGCAUGUGAAUUUCUUUUUAAAAUUUCAUCAACUAAAGUUCAUUCAAUUCAUUUAUCAAUUUAUUUUAAUGAAAAAUAUUUACUGGGGUUAACAUCAUCUAUUGAUGAAUGUAUGAUUAUGAUUGCAGGAAAUUCACAACAAAAUAAGACUAAUACAGCAUUAAAUUUACCAAAAUUAAUUGAAUCAUACUUAAAAGAAAAAUUGAUUAACAAUCAAAAUCGUUAUUGGGAAUUGAUUAAUUAUGCUUACGCAUUGAUUAAUAUUGAACAUUUAGAGGCUGAAACAGAAUUCCGGCGAUUAUUAAUUGAUUUGACAACAAAUCUAGAUGAUAUACAUAUUGUUUAUGGAAAAUGGGUUAUUGUUACAGAUAAUGAUAAAGACGAUGAAAAUAGAACGCUUAAACUGGAAAGAGGUCUUCUACAUCAAUUAUUGUCUCAUAUUGAUGAUGUUGAUAUCGAUGAUACAUUAAUUAGUCUUGCAGCAACUAUCGAAGAACAUCAUCGUUCUCAUCUUCUUGUUGCAUCGGCAUUAUUUGAAUUAGCUCAUGAUUAUUCUUCUGCUUUACGUCUUGCUUCUGAAUAUAUGACACAAUUAAUUCUUGAUCGUUUAUUAAUACCAUCAUCAUCAUCAUCAACGUUAUCACCAUUUUCAUUUGUUUAUGAAUUAGCUCAACGCCUUCAAAUAUUAUCAAAAAAAAAACAAGAUGAUGAUCAACAAAAUUAUUUUCUUCUAUUGGAUAUUUAUGCAUUUGUUGAUUAUUAUCUUCAAGUAGGACAAGAUGAACGAGCUUUUCUAGUUUUACGUCAAUUAAAAUUGUUUCCAUACGACAAAAAUUAUAAUGAUGAUGAAAAAGCUAGACAAUUAUUUGCAUCAAAUAAAUGGCUUCAACAAUUAUUUCCUCACCUUUGCUUAGCCGCACUUCGUACUCAUUUAUUAGUUAUACAACAUGAAACAAGUUCAACUUUAACUGAAGACGAAAAAAAUCAAUACGAAUUUUAUCGUCGUACAGCUUCUAUUGAUUUAAAUCGUCUUGCUGAAUUUGCUCAUAUGCAAUCUAAAUCAUUUACAAGAACACAAUUACGUUCGAUUGAUCGACUUUGCGAACAAGCAAAUCAAUAUCAUGAUCAGGAUAUGUCCUUUACUUAA
This is a messenger RNA of Rotaria socialis, 2475 nucleotides long. NCBI's taxonomy places the organism in Eukaryota, Metazoa, Rotifera, Eurotatoria, Philodinida, Philodinidae. The record is from the annotation of a GenBank genome assembly.